UUAAAAGAUGAUGUUAGCGUAGACAGACAUCGUAUUUAUAAAUACGUACAUGGACUUCCAUAAUGGUGUUGUGCUUUUGCCUUAUACGAAAAUACUUGAUGAAACAUUGCAUAAAUGGUUUAAGUCUAAUUAUGACGAUUGCUGUAUAAAAAAACUAAGUAUACAGAAAAGUAUAGUUCAUGAUUUAUUUUAUGAUGGUAUGUGGCAGCAACCUGUAAAAAAUACAUAUUGGACACAUAAUGAUAGUCAAUGGGCAAACGCGACAAGUGUAGAUAUUAACAGAUGUAUUGAUUCAGCUGGUAAAGGAUUUCAAGUUUGGAGUACUAAAUCUAUUACUUAUAGAACGCAAGUAUUAUUCCAAUUUGCAUCUAUAUUAAGAUAUAACGGUAAAUCUGCAUUGGCAGAUUUAAUAUCAUCAGAUAUAGAAAAAUUCUCGUAUAUCUGUCAAAAUUCUCUAUCGUGUUCACAAAAAGGAAGAUUAGAAGUAACGAAAAUUCGUAAUUCAAAGGGCGUUGUUAUUUUGAAGGAGGAAGAUGAAACUGUUUUAUUUUGUCGACUAAUUCAAAUUUUAACUUUUGGUAAUUCUGUUAUUGUAAUAUGCAAUACAAAUUCCUAUAGUUUGGCACCAUAUUGUAAUAUGUUUUCGACAUCUGCAAUACCACCAGGUGUUAUAAAUUUGUUGUCAAAUGAAGAUAUAAAAAAACUAGAAUUAGCUUUAUGUGGAACAAACUAUGAAAGGUAUGCAGAACAAUUUUUCUCAGAAAACAACAUUGAAAAAAUAUACAUGAACCUUACCAUACCCAAACAAAUUAUACUUCCACUUAAAUAG
Messenger RNA from Cyphomyrmex costatus, 829 nucleotides. RefSeq lists its product as uncharacterized. Gene Ontology annotation, molecular function: oxidoreductase activity. The transcript has 4 exons. Lineage: Eukaryota; Metazoa; Arthropoda; Insecta; Hymenoptera; Formicidae. The record is from RefSeq and is a predicted model, not a curated record. Bases 50 to 829 code for a protein of 259 amino acids.